CUCGUGGAUGAGUAAACCAGGAUGGCAUACUGAAGUUGGUGUGUGGCCAAGGGGUGGAGGCUAGUCUCCAUCCAGCUCGGUGGAUGUCAGCUGGUUCUAUAAGAUAGACCUCGGGCUCUCAGUAGUGGGCUGUAUGUACUGCUGCUGAUAAGACUGAGACGGAGACUGACCAAUCCCACCGGGAGAACUGAACAGACCGCAUAGGAGAUAUGGGGGUGUACAAUGAACAAGGGGAAGCUUUGGGGGAGACAGACUCCAGUGUCAUGCUGCCCAAAGGGACGAGUAGGUUCGGCCGUCGCCAUGACACCCACGGACCUCUCGCCCUUCGCAGGAAGGGCUGCAGACUUCCACCUAAAGACAUAUUCAACGACACAAUGUACAUAGUUGGGGGCUGGAGCCAGGAGGACCCAUCGUGCCCUGUGGAGCAGUUCUUUCCUCAGUACAACGAGUGGCGGAUGAUGGCCUCCAUGGUCCAGCACCGUGGGAACGCGGCCGUGGGCACCCUGGAUGGGAAGGUCUACACUGUGGGCGGAGAGGAUAACGUUUCCUGCUUCAGCAGCGUGGAGAGGUAUGACCCCGACACCGACAGCUGGAGCAGCGACGUGGCCCCCCUGAGUAGCCCCCGCAGUGGGGUGUGUCUGCUGGAGGCGGACGGACACCUCUGGGCCUUUGGAGGCUUCGACGGCAUGGCUGCGACCAACACGGUGGAAAGGUAUGACCCCAAGAUGAACACGUGGAAGAAGCAGGCUCCGAUGCAGUCGAGGCGCACCAGGGCGGCCGCGGCCGUGCUGGACGGACACCUGUACGUGGUCGGAGGAAGCGACGGAGACAUGCCCCUCGACUCAGUGGAGUGCUACAACCCAGUGGAUGGGACCUGGGCUGUGUGCCCCCCCAUGUUGAGCCCCAGGGAGAACGCCGGCUGCGCCGUGUUCCUGGGGCGUCUCUACGUGGCGGGCGGCCGCGACGAGCUGCUCCUGGAGCUCAGCGCCGUGGAAACGUAUGACCCGGAAACCCUGAGAUGGACCCCGGUCAAACGCAUGAGGUCCAAGAGAAACAACGUCUCUCUGAUGGUGUUCAACGGGACGUUGUUGGCAGCAGGAGGCUCUGAUAACUUCACCAACCUGAAAACUCUAGAAGUGUACAACCAUGAGACGAACACCUGGAGACACUUUGGGAGCAUGAAGACCAAGCAUCCAGGAGGCCAGGUCGCCAUCUUGAAAAGAGAGGAGGGGUACCUUCUCUGAACCGUCCAAACACCGAACAUGGCUGCAUGAAUCAUCAAAUCAACGUUUAUUUUGUUUCAGACCUUUUUACAGGCGAUGUUCCAGAGGUCUUCAGAUUUGUCCAUAAGAUGACUGCAGAAUAAGGCACAAAUGCGUCAUGUAAAUAUGUUAGCACACAAUGUCAUAUGCAGAAAUGUCUGUAUAGUUUGCCAAAUCCAACAACUGCCCCGUUUGAACUAAUCACUGUAUUUAUUGCUGUAAUAAUUGAUAUUGAUGGGAUGUCCACUGGGAUAGACAGUCAUGAAACGUGUUGAGAAUAGUAACACUUGUACCAGGAAGUAAGCAGGUUCCACCGGAAGUGAGGAAGAUGUCAGUGAGCUGGUGAGGCAGCUAAAGGUGAAACAGGAAGUACUAAUACUGUCAUGGUGCUAACGUGUCACAUGGUCUGGUGUGUUCAUGGUUACGGUAGCUGCAUUGUCAUGAUAUUAUCAUUGUAAAUACAGUAUAUUAGAUUUCUGUGUUGACAAAUGUUUGCACAAGUUUGUCUGUGUGUGUUAGGCUGUGGUGUUCAACCCUGGUCCUCAAGGCCCACUGUCCUGUAUGUUUCCCUGCUCUAACACACCUGAUUCAUAUGAAUGGUUGCUAUCAAGCUCUGCAGAACAGAAACGACCAUUCAUUUGAAUUAGGUGUGCUGGAUCAGGGAAUCAUCUAGAACAUACUGGGCACUUAUGACCAGGGUUGAAGACUACUGUCUUAGACAAAUGUAUGACCAUUAUACAGGAUGUUGGCUGUACUGUACAGGAACUUACAUCAGUAUUUGGCAGUGGCAAGGUAAACAGUGCUACAGGCUAACAUAUGACAGUAUCAAGUGGAGUCAGUUGGAGCUAAGAUGCAAAGACAGAUACAGGAAAGAUUACUGAUUUUUUUCGCCUGGGAAAGUGAAUUUGGGUAAUCUGGGACAUUGGGUAAUGUGGGACACCUAAACUCCAGAGCGUUUUCUUCCCUGCUAUGACAAUGUCAAGUCCACAGAACUUUUACCCUAGGUUUAGCAUGGAUGUUAUGUGACUGAAAUCACAAAACGUGAUUGGGGGGUGUCACAGAAAGGGUCAGGGUCAGUCAAUAAAGUAGCUCCGAUGAGAAAAUGAAUGCAAAAAAUGUCCCAGAUUAUUCGAAUUCACCCUACUAAAUAGUUAGACGAUAUGAAUGACGCAUACAACAGCAUUCCCCAGAGCUUUGAGAAAAACGUACGGAAUUCAUGUCGGAGAGGGCUGUCUUGCUUCUGAUGUAACUGCAGCGUUUCUCUCUCUCCAUUUAUCCCUCUUUCUUUCACCCUGUCUCACCCCACCUUUCUCUCUCCCCCUCUCUCUCGACUGAAUGGAUUUCUUUCUGCUUCUUGUUAAGACUCAGGGAACAUGUUUACUUUGCUGAGGACAGGAUGGUUAGAGGCAUGUAGAAUUAAAGAUGUAGGUCGAGAAUGAUGUUAAGAUCGUAGCACCUGAAUGACAUGUACUGUACAGUACAUAAUCAACCAUGGUAAAGUUGCAAUCCGAUUAAAUUCUGAUUUAUUCUGUGAGCUCUA
Osmerus eperlanus (European smelt) is the source of this 2802-nucleotide messenger RNA. Its product is annotated as kelch-like protein 20. The record is from RefSeq and is a predicted model, not a curated record. The transcript is spliced from 8 exons. Bases 210 to 1244 code for a protein of 344 amino acids. Gene Ontology annotation, molecular function: protein binding. Lineage: Eukaryota; Metazoa; Chordata; Actinopteri; Osmeriformes; Osmeridae.